AUGUCAUCAGGUUCCAACGACGCGGACACCGCCCCAUGGGCCGACUUGCCGCCGGAUCUAUGCAACGUGGUCGUGGACCACCUAGACGUUGUCGGCGUCAUCCGCUUCCCGGCGGUUUGCACGGACUGGGCCGCCGCUUCCAACAACACUCACUGCCCUCGUCUGCCAUCAGGCACGCCGACGUUGCUCACGUCUAGCCUCGACCCUGAAGGCUACGACAUUGAGUAUGAUGUGGAGCCGGGCACCUUUGGGCUCCACGACGUGGUCACCGGCAAGUCCUACCACGGUGAGGCCGAGGGGUUGAAGAAGCGGACUUGGAUCGGCGGUAAGGACGACUGGCUAGUGACCACAGAUUUAAGGUGCAACGUCGAGCUCCUCAACCCCAUCACCGGCGCACGCGUCCGGUUGCCAUCCUUCGCAACCAUCCCAGACAUCCAGGUGAUGGAAGUCCACGAUCGUGGCCCUGGUGUCUCGUUCGAGAAAACACUGCACCGUUUUCGAAAGGUCGGUUCCUAUUCCUUGUCUUGGACGCCGACACACCGUUUCCACAAGGUCGCGCUGUGUCGAACACCGGCGCACCCAAGCGGCUACCUGGCCGUCGCUCUCUUCUUCUCCUCCUCCGGUGACGACACGGGUCUAGUUGCUUUUACCGCAGCUCACGAUGAGAGGUGGACGCCAUUGAAUAACCCUCCUCCUGAAUUACACUCUCGAGAUAAGUACACAGACGUCAUUGUGCACAAGGGCAAGGUGCUCGCUGUGGCCACAUCUGGGAAAAUCUGCUCUUGGGACAUGGACGACGAUACAACCGUGGAGCCCAAGAUUUUGCCGCCACCGGACGUCGACAUCGACGUCGACUACUAUGUCAAGCGCGUAUUCUACCUGGCCACGUCGAGCGGCGGCGACCUUCAACUGAUCUGCCUGUUCGGUGACUCCAAGGACAUCAAGGAGACGCGCUGGUGGAGGAUAGUGUUCGAUUUCCAAUGGUGCUUCUGGCCACGCCGCGUUUUGCUCCACGAGCUCAAUGCCGUCACUGACACGUGGCGGCGCGUUGGGGACCUCGGCGGCGAUCGCGCCCUCUUCGUGGGGAACAACUACCCUUUCUACAUCGACGUGCCUCGUGAUGGCUCCAAAGAUCCUUUUCUCCAGGCAGAUUGUGUCUAUGUCGCGGACUUGAUGAACUGUGAUGCUGGCAUCUUUGAUCUGAAGCUGGGAGAUGACUUCGAAUUCGAAUUCAACUGGAAUGCUCACCUCUGUUAUCCAACACUGAGGGACCCGUUACAAAUACCAAUGUGGUUUCAGCCCACUACGGCGUUACCCAAGAGCACAAGUGCCCACAGUGUAGAAGAGCGGCAGACAUUACUAUUGUAGUGAAAUAAAUGGCAUUCGCAGUGCAAGAAACUUUGAAUCUUUAGUUAUGUAACAAUAACAAUAUUGAUCUUUUGCUAAUGGAUUGAUAUGUGGAAGUAGUAAAUUUGUCUUCAAAUAACCUU
Molecule: messenger RNA, 1490 nt
Organism: Sorghum bicolor (sorghum)
Lineage: Eukaryota; Viridiplantae; Streptophyta; Magnoliopsida; Poales; Poaceae
Exons: 1
Coding region: 1-1368 (455 amino acids)
Molecular function (GO): protein binding
Source: RefSeq, a predicted model, not a curated record